Molecule: messenger RNA, 3042 nt
Organism: Rhododendron vialii
Lineage: Eukaryota; Viridiplantae; Streptophyta; Magnoliopsida; Ericales; Ericaceae
Product: protein FAR1-RELATED SEQUENCE 5-like
Exons: 3
Coding region: 728-3031 (767 amino acids)
Molecular function (GO): zinc ion binding
Source: RefSeq, a predicted model, not a curated record
CUCUCUCUCUCUCUCUGUACACAUACAUAUACAUGUGUGUGUAUACGCGUGUAUCUGUGCAUGUAUUCAGAGAUUUGAACGUAUAUUUGUUUGUGACGGAAGCCUAAACAGAUUAUGGGAGGUUCUAGUUGUCGGGUUACUGAAUGCAUAGAAGUUACAUGUAAUGCUCACAAACUAUUCGAUAAAAUGCCAAUUAGAUUGACUGAGUAUUGUGAAAUAAUAAUUGUAGAGUUCAAAAUGAACAAAAAAAUAGUAGUAAAUUAAAAGUGAGGAUUACUUGCAUACAAUUGUCUUCAUUCAGUGUUUGCAUUAAUUCCUGAAAAAAAGAAAGUUUGGUUAGUUGUAAAAUUGCUGGAGUUACAAUUGACUGACUUUUUUGUGUUUGACAUAAUGCUUCUUUCAAUUUUGAUAUUCAUUCAAGUACCAAACGCACACGUGAAAACCAAAUACAUGUAAUACAUGAUGGUGGUAUUACUUUGGUCUAUUUGGUGUCUAACCUUUUAUUGGUAUGUUCAAGAGGAACCAAUCAAGUUGCUGCUCUAUAAUAGAAAACCCAAAGGGCAAUAGAGUUACUGAAGUCAAAUUCAAUUUGUUUCAAUUGGUAUAGAUCAUGGUUAGGAUAAAAUUAUUUGAACUGCAAUAGAUGAGAAACUCUCCCCCACCCAAAUCAUCAAAAAAGUAACCAUUCUAAACAUUGUCACUUGUGGGUUUUUUUUGUUUAGGUUUGAUGGAUCAAUCCUCAAGUCGUACGAGCAAAGAUGUCAAUGUGAAAAAUGAUAUGAAUAAAUUUCCUGAAGAAGAAGAUGAUCUAGGAGACUCAAUUGAAGAUGGUUGUGUUAAUGGGAAACAAGGUUUAGAUUCCCAAAUAGGAUUAGAAGGUUUGAAUAUGCUCACUGCAAGGGAUGUUUUCAAAAUGAAGUUUGAUUCUGAGGAAAAUGCGCAUGCUUUUUACAAUGCCUAUGCUAAGGUAAUGGGGUUUAGCAUCCGAAAGGAUAGAAAAAAGGUACGUAGGGAGAAUGUGGUGGUGAGUAGAAAAUGGGUAUGCUCUAGGCAAGGAGUACGUGCAAAGAAAUACUUGGAGCAUGUUGAUAGAUUGAGAGCACCAAGGGCAGAAACUAGGGUUGGAUGUAAAGCUGUCUUUCGUGUGCGCUAUGAUGUGAAAAUGAGAGAAUAUAUAGUGACUCACUUUGUAAGCGAACACAACCAUCCCUUGGUCGCACCCCACUGUGUCCCUUUUCUUUGGUCACAUAGGUCUGUAACAAGUGCUGACAAAGCCCAAACAAAAGCUAUGCGUAAUGUCGGCAUUAGCACUGGCCAGAUAAUGGACCUUAUGACCAUUCAGUCUGGUGGUUUCGAUAAGGUUGGUUUUGUUCGAAAAGAUUUGCAUAAUACUGUUCAAGCUGACCGAAAAGUAGAACUCAAGGAUGGGGAUGCAGAGGGUAUCUUGGGAUACUUAUCUGCUAAAGCUCUAGACGACCCAAUGUUUUUUUACAAGUAUGACGUCGAUCAUGAAAAUUGUUUAGACAAACUGUUUUGGGCUGAUUCAAGGUCUCGCCUAGACUAUGUUGCAUUCGGUGAUGUACUUGUUUUUGACACUACUUAUAGGACAAAUGCAUACAAAAAGCCAUUUGUAAUGCUUUGCGGCGUGAGUAACCAUUACAUGUCAAUCAUAUUUGGUUGUGCUCUAUUACCAAAUGAGACUACAGAAACAUACAUGUGGGUUUUAGAAACAUUAAUGGAGGCCAUGGAUGGUAAAAAACCCAUCUCAGUGGUGACAGAUGGUGAUAAAGCUAUGAGUCAAGCCAUCAUAACUGUCAUUCCAAACGCUAAGCAUCGCUUGUGUACUUGGCAUCUACAACGAAAUGCUGUGUCAAAUGUCCACAAACCCAAAUUUCAUGAGGAUUUCAAGCGGUUGAAGUCAUUAGAAUGUGAUAGGGAUGAGUUUGACAAGGCUUGGGCUGUCUUGGUCAAACAAUACAAUAUUGAAAACAAUAGUUGGGUGGUAGAGGUCUAUCGCAAUCGUCAUAAGUGGGCUGAGUCUUAUCUUCGUGGACAUUUCUUUGCCGGUAUGAGCAGCAGUCAGCGUUGCGAAGGCAUGCACGCUUAUUUUAAUAGGUUCCUAAAAGUGAGGCUUAGACUAUAUGAAUUUGUUUGGCAUUAUGAUAGGGCCAUUGCUCGAAUGCGUGUUAAUGAGGCAGCCGCGGAGGGUGUAACAGAGAACAGUUUCCCGGUGUUGACAACGCAAUUAAAGAAACUUGAGAAAAAUGCAGCAGAGUUGUAUACAAGGAAGAUUUUUUUAAAGUUUCGGGCGGAAAUGGAGCUAGAGGCCAAGUUUUAUGUGAAGCAACAACUUGAAGAGGAGGAUCAUUAUGUCUAUAUUCUAGAACAGUACGCAACUGAAAAUAAGUGGAGAGUUGAGUUUCAUCCAUUCGAUGGCAGCAUAAAAUGCCCUUGCAUGAAACUUGAGUCAUUUGGGAUACCUUGCUGCCACAUAAUUACUGUCAUGAAAUUUCAACAACUUGUAUCUAUCCCUAUGAGUUGUGUGGUUCAGAGGUGGACUAGGAGUGCUAGGUCAAGCAAUCCACAACCUAGUCUCACCAAAAUUCCCAACCUACUGACACAAACCACACGAUAUGGCAUAUUGAGCUCAUCAUUCAAUUUAUUGUCCUAUUAUGCGUCGCACACGGACAAAGAUUUUAUGGAGGCGAGGGAAGCAGGUUUCCAAAUGAUGUCCGAGAUGAAGAAGCGCUGGGAACUGAGAAAUGCGGAUAAGGGUGAGGAAAAAAAUAGUGCCACCAAACUAUUUGGGAUUCGGGACCCCAAGGUAGUCAAGACAAAAGGCAAUCCUGGGGGACCCUCUUCUGCCAGUAAACUCCCCACAGCAAGAAAAUGUGGGAACUGCAGGAGCAUUGGCCACACGAAGCGAACUUGUAAAAAAGUAAAAGCGAAGGAGAGGGAGGGUUGCGAAGAGCACUUUUCUGCAUUCACAAAUCCAGAGUUAUUCCCCCAUCAGGAUGAAGACGGACGUUGACAAAACAGGGC